Lagenorhynchus albirostris (white-beaked dolphin) is the source of this 358-nucleotide messenger RNA. RefSeq names its product metallothionein-1B-like. The transcript is spliced from 3 exons. The coding region runs from base 1 to 219 and encodes 72 amino acids. The record is from RefSeq and is a predicted model, not a curated record. Gene Ontology annotation, molecular function: metal ion binding. Lineage: Eukaryota; Metazoa; Chordata; Mammalia; Artiodactyla; Delphinidae.
AUGGGCCCCGGCCCCCGGCCCCAGUCGGCCUGGGCUGCGUCUGGAGCCCGGGACCUUCCCUGCGGCUCCUGCGGCUGCGCUGGCUCCUGCACCUGCAAAGCCUGCAGAUGCGCCUCCUGCAAGAAGAGCUGCUGCUCCUGCUGCCCCGUGGGCUGCGCCAAGUGUGCCCAGGGCUGCGUCUGCAAAGGGGCCUCGGACAAGUGCAGCUGCUGUGCCUGAUGUCGCGGAGAGCCUGCCCCGGGUGUCAACAGAGCAACCAGGACAAACCUGCAUUUUACCGUUUUUCAUACAACCGGACCUGACGCUACAUUCCUUUUUCUAUGAAAUCUGUGACUUGUAAUAAAAGCUGUUGACUUUA